This is a messenger RNA of Ictalurus punctatus (channel catfish), 598 nucleotides long. RefSeq names its product small nuclear ribonucleoprotein D2 polypeptide (gene snrpd2). Gene Ontology annotation, cellular component: precatalytic spliceosome; U2 snRNP; U1 snRNP. The record is from RefSeq and is marked provisional. NCBI's taxonomy places the organism in Eukaryota, Metazoa, Chordata, Actinopteri, Siluriformes, Ictaluridae. Gene Ontology annotation, molecular function: RNA binding. Gene Ontology annotation, biological process: spliceosomal snRNP assembly; RNA splicing.
GCCAUCACUUACGUUCAGUCAGCGUGUUUGUAGAUCUGCUACUUGCUUUAUCUGUUCGUGCUGUAACAGAGGACAAAACAAAAUGAGUCUAUUGAACAAGCCGAAGUCAGAGAUGACCCCUGAGGAGCUGCAGAAGCGUGAGGAGGAGGAGUUUAACACCGGGCCGCUGUCCGUCCUCACGCAGUCCGUCAAGAACAACACGCAGGUGCUUAUCAACUGCCGCAACAACAAGAAGCUGCUGGGGCGAGUCAAAGCCUUUGACAGACACUGUAACAUGGUCCUGGAGAACGUAAAGGAAAUGUGGACUGAGGUACCCAAGAGCGGGAAAGGAAAGAAGAAGUCCAAACCAGUGAAUAAAGACCGUUACAUCUCCAAGAUGUUUCUGAGAGGAGACUCGGUCAUCGUGGUGCUGAGGAAUCCUCUGAUCGCCGGCAAAUAAAUCAUACACGUACACACACACGUACACACACACGUAUACACACACACACACACACUCUGGUGGCUUGCUCUCAGUGAGAGACUUGGUGUGGAACAGUAAUACCGAUUGUGUCAUUUUGACUGGUUUGUAUUCUGAAUAAAUGUUUUGUAUUUACAGUCA